Hordeum vulgare subsp. vulgare (domesticated barley) is the source of this 1568-nucleotide messenger RNA. Its product is annotated as putative cyclin-dependent kinase F-2. NCBI's taxonomy places the organism in Eukaryota, Viridiplantae, Streptophyta, Magnoliopsida, Poales, Poaceae. The transcript has a single exon. Gene Ontology annotation, biological process: regulation of mitotic cell cycle; protein phosphorylation. The record is from RefSeq and is a predicted model, not a curated record. Gene Ontology annotation, cellular component: nucleus. Gene Ontology annotation, molecular function: ATP binding; cyclin-dependent protein serine/threonine kinase activity. Bases 175 to 1161 code for a protein of 328 amino acids.
AGUACCACUCCGCGCUCCGCCAAACCGAUAGCAACUCGCCAUUAUAAACUGCGCCUUCGCGAAUUUCCAGCCACCUACCCGCGCGCACAAGCCGCGAGACACCCAACCCAAUUCAACUACGUGCGCGUGCCCGCGCUCCCGCUCCAGCUGCGCCGCCGGCUGCCACGGUCGGCAAUGGAGCACUACGAGAGGCUCGAGAAGAUCGGCGAGGGCGCCUCGGGCGUCGUCUACAAGGCCCGGGACCGCCGCACCGGCGCCACCGUCGCCGUCAAGCGCCUCCGCGGCGGCGGCUUCGGCGACGACGACGGCAGCCAGCUCUCAGAGGACCUGCUCCGCGAGGCCGCGUGCCUCGAGGCGUGCCGCGGCCACCCGUCCGUCGUCGAGCUGCGUGCCGCGCACCGCGACGGCGCAGGCGGCGCGUUCCUGGUCAUGGAGUACGUCGGGCCGAGCGUGGCGCAGGUCAUGCGGGAGCGCGGGCGGCCGUUCCCGGAGGCCGACGCGCGCCGGCUCAUGCGGCAGCUGCUGGACGGCGCCAGGGCGAUGCACGACCUCGGGGUCCUGCACCGCGACCUCAAGCCGGACAACGUCCUCGUCGACGCCCACGGCGACCUCAAGAUCUGCGACUUCGGCAUGUCGCGCUUCGCCGCCGGCCGUGCCGCGACUAAGCCCUACACGUCGCCCGUGGUCACGCUGUGGUACCGCGCGCCGGAGCUCCUGCUGGGGUCGACGGAGUACGACGCGCGGGUGGACACGUGGGCGCUCGGCUGCAUCAUGGCCGAGCUCCUCGCCGGCGCGCCGCUGCUGCCGGGGAGGUCCGAGAUGGACCAGCUGAACAGGGUGUUCGACACGGUGGGCACGGACGACAUGACGGACUGGCCCGGAUUCUGCCGCCUCCCGCGCGCCGGCUCGCCGCUCUGCCAGCGCAGCAGGCCGCCCAGCCGGCUCCGGGAGAUGUUCCCGUCACUCUCCGCCGCCGGCUUCGACGUGCUCAGCGGGCUGCUGGCCUGCAGGCCGGACAGGAGGCUCAGCGCCGCGGAGGCGCUCCGGCGGCCCUGGUUCACGGACGCCGAGUCGCCCGACGUCGACCAGCCUCGCAGCGCAUCAUGCGGCGGCCGGUUCACGGUGCGUGUCGGCGGCGCUGCUGACGCGAUCGUUGUAUAGAAAACUCUAGAUUCGCCAUGAUUCAUUGUUCUUUUAAUCAGCCGAAGAUUCGCUGGAAAAAGGCGACCGAGUGCACAGUUUUGGUGGCGGCUUUGGUGCUCCUCUGCCCUGCGUCGUUGCACUGUCGUCCUCAGUUCCGUUAGGGUUGGUCGGGUAGCUGGUCUGGUGUGGUGAAGUGGCACGAGUUCCUCGAGGGGCCUGCUGAUUAGCACAUCAUUUUUAAUCUCCUCUUAUAUAGUCUUAUUUAUGCUGUCCUUGCAAGAGAUCGCAGAGGCAACUUGUACUGUAAACAAAGCAAUGGUGGCAACAGAGCUCUCAUCGUGGACGAAUCUUCACGUCCGUGAAAACUGUGCUGGUUGUGGUUGCUUGAACUCUGUCCCGAUUUGAUAAAAUGACCAAUUUCAGAA